Laetiporus sulphureus 93-53 is the source of this 1332-nucleotide messenger RNA. RefSeq lists its product as uncharacterized. The coding region runs from base 1 to 1332 and encodes 443 amino acids. The record is from RefSeq and is a predicted model, not a curated record. Lineage: Eukaryota; Fungi; Basidiomycota; Agaricomycetes; Polyporales; Laetiporaceae. The transcript is spliced from 3 exons.
AUGGAUGAACGUCAUGAGCACACGGUAGCCUCAUUGGAAGAAGAGAUCCUGGCCCGCAUCCACGUCAAAAUAAUGGCGGUAGAAACGCGAGACCAGCUAAGGACCGCAAGAGCCCAGAUCGGCACCCUCUCCACCGACAACGAACGGCUCAUCAAGUCGAAUAACAGUUUGACAGCCGAAGCCCAAGCAAUCUGCAAGGACUUCGAGGAUUACAAGGACAAAAUAAAGGGCCAGAUGGACGCCCUUUACGGCAACAUGGUUGCCUUGAAGGAGGCACAGGAGAAGACCACUACCUACAUCAUUGGCUUAGAGUCUCGACUCAAUAAUGCCAUUAUCAACCUCCCUGAUCCACCCAAAUACUCGGGAAGGAAAUCAUCAGAAAAUUUCGAGACUUGCUUCACGAACCUCCUCAUCUGGCUCGAUUACAACCACUUCACUGAUGACAAGGACAAAAUUCGGCAGGCCAACGCACAUCCAGAAGGCGGAGCAGCUCUAUACAUGAAAGAGUACGCAAUCAAGCUCACCUCCGGACAAGACAUUGGCACAUGGGCAGAAUACACCAGAAAACUGGAGAUGGCAUACAAGAUGCUUGACCCCAAGUGCACGGCACAAUCAUUGCUAGAUGCACACUGCGCAAUCCACCACAAAACGAUGAUUGCCUUCGCGGAGAAUUUCAGGGCCUACGCCCCCGAAUCAGGGUACUCCGACGAAGAUUUAAUUGUCAAGAUCAGGGAGCAGCGGUCAGCCCACAUUCAGACGGUCAUGUCAGUCAUGGAGACUUUAGAUCUCUCCAAGAUCCCAACCACUUGGAUGGACUACCUUGAAUUCUGCCUAGAGGUUGAAAUCAAACAUCUCCAGCAGAUUUCGGGCAACAAGUCUAUCGGACAAACCACGGCAACCAAGGCGACCGCCCCUAGGGACCCUAACGCAAUGGACACCAGCGCACAAAUCACCCACGAACUUUCCCCGGAACAAGACAGGUGGCUGGCAAACAAGCUAUGCUUGUUUUGCGGAAAGCAUGCCUACGAACGAGGAAAGCGGUGCCCUUCCCCCCAAGCCAGAGACAAGGGAAAGGGCAAAGCGACUAAGGUGCAGCAGGUGGAAGAAGAAGGUAGCUCAGACACAUCAUCUCAAAUUGUGGCAUUGGAGCAAGCAAUUGCUGCACUUCGCGGGAUGAGCACCACUUCGAAUACUCCACCAUCCAGCAAAAGCAAAGGCAAGGCGAAGAGCUCGGACACAGCAUCAAUGGCAUCGACAACUACGAUCAAGGACACCAAUGUGAGAAUCGUCAAGAUAGACGAUUUCUCAGAGGAUUUUCAGUACGAAGUGUAG